AUGCAAUUUCCUUCUUCAUCACCACAGAACCCAAUAUCAAGUUCAACUAAUUCGUCACCAUCAAACAAUGUUUUAUUUCUUCCAUCAAACACAUCCAAAAUGUCAUUUAUAAUUCCAAAUAAUAAUAACAAUACUAAUAAUACGAAUUCUAGUCAACAACCUAUGGUUUCCUCAGCCAAUAUACUUUCAUCAACACUCAAUUCGGGCAUGGCAACAUCAGUUAACUUGAAUGGUACUAAUUCUUCUCCUUCCAAUCCUUUGAAUCAAACAUCUCAACAACGAGUAUCUAUUCCUCCUCGAACAACAUCUCACUCGUCGCAAAUUCCUCAAGAAGACUAUGCCAAAAUUCUUCGCGUAUUGCAAGAAAAUAACAUGACAGAAUCGAUGGAAACCUUCAAAAAAGAAUACCAAUCCUUGUUCAACAAACCCAUUUCCUCGUAUAGUGAACCCUACUUCACAGCUCUUGAUGGUUAUAUCGCCUAUGUUCAAGACCAACCGGACACCAGUCGACACGAAUUUUCUCAAUUAAUCUACCCGUUAUUCGUUCAUAUGUAUUUAGAUUUAGUAGAAAAAGAUCAUUCCGAAGAAGCUCAGCGAUUUUUUAUGAACUAUGUGAAAAAUACGAAUCUCCAAGCGACGGUCUUCGCUGCACAUAAAGAUGAUCUUUUUCGUAUUAAAUCUUUGGUCACCAAAGAACAAAUAGCACAGAGUGAUUAUGUCAAAUCCUUUCGUCAUAAUGGACGAUAUUGGAUUAAAUUAUGUAAUGCUUCACUCGAAUUACUUGAUCAAUUCUUGAUUAAACAACAAAAGUAUCCGUUAUUAACCAAGAUCGUUCAAGCAUAUUUUCAACUGGAGAUUAAUGAUGGUAGUGCACGAAAUGCUGAAACUCAACGGUUAUUAAGUGGCGGUCGUCUUGGAGAAAUCAAAACGGAAGACAAUACAAAUCGAAUGUAUUAUGGUCUAUUACGCGACCAUGAUCUAACACGGAUCUUACAGCAUAAAGCACUUCUUGCAUCGUCGGCAGGUGGAGAUAAUGAAGACGGUGGUGGCGAUGAUCAACCGUCAACAUCCAAGAAUCGAAAGAAGUUAAAAAAGGAUUUUUUCAAUCAGCGACAAAGUAAAGCUUCGUUAAAAGUGGAUCAGAAUGCACCAGCAUUAACUCGAAUACCGAUUCCUGAAUUACGAGAACAUGAACGAACGGAUUUAAUCAACACAUUUCAAGAGGAUUAUUCUCGGAUGUUAAAAAUUACGCCUGAUAAUUUACCAUCCUGUUGUUAUUAUACUCUGUUAAAUGGUUAUCUCGAAAUCAAUUGUCUUGAAAUAUCCGAAGAUUCAACUUUACUCGCCAUCGGUGGUAAAAACUCCAGUAUUUACGUAUACUCCUUGAAUCGUAAAAAGUUAGUUACAAUGAAACUACCAUCAGAACUCGAAAGAUUGGAUAAAUCAAACGAACAUAUUUAUGAACAAAUGAUGACGAAUGACGAUAGCAAAGAUAAUACAAACUCGAAUCAAGAUUCCGAUAUACUCUAUAAUCAACGAACUCUGUGUGGUCACACAGGACCUAUUUACGGCUUAUCCAUGUCACGUGAAAAAUGGUUUCUACUUUCAUGUUCAGAAGACUCAACUAUUCGUCUAUGGAGUUUGCUAACUUGGUCAUGUUUGAUUACAUUCCGUGGACAUACUCAACCUGUCUUUGAUGUUCAAUUCGGACCAUUUGGCCAUUAUUUUGCUUCGUGUUCACUGGAUAAAACAGCACGUUUAUGGUGCAUAGAACACGCUCAAACACUAAGAAUUUAUACCGAUGGAUGCAAUGACAUGGAAGCGUUGUGUUUUCAUCCGAAUUCGAAUUACAUUGCAACAUCAUCGUCAGAUCGUAUUGUGAAGAUUUGGGAUUUACUAGAAAGUAAAGAUGGACAGCCAUUGAAGCCGCUUAGGCAAAUGUCUGGACACAAAUUGAAUGUUUGUAUAAUGAAAUUUUCUCGAGAUGGACGAUAUUUAAUAUCAACCGGCUAUGAUAGACAAAUUAUGAUUUGGGACUGUAGUAAUGGAUCACUAGUAACUUGUUUACUUGGACAUUCAGAUGCAAUUUUUUCUAUGGAUCUUUCACGGGAUGGUUCUAUCUUAUGUACGGGUAGUGCGGAUUUUUCCAUUCGAAUAUGGAAUUUCAGUCAAUUAAUCAAGGAUAAAGAUGAUGGUAAACUAGAAACUGUUCAACGUGUCACUCCAUCAGCGAAAUAUGAACUUGUGACAUAUCGCACGAAACGUACGUCAACUACAUUGAUACAUUUCACUCGUCGUAAUUUAUUACUUGGGUUUGGUGUCUUCAUCCCACCAACUGAAUCAACAACAAAGCCAUUAACUUAA
This is a messenger RNA of Adineta ricciae, 2364 nucleotides long. The record is from the annotation of a GenBank genome assembly. Lineage: Eukaryota; Metazoa; Rotifera; Eurotatoria; Adinetida; Adinetidae.